CAAUUCAACGGCGGAAAGACAUCAUCAAGGGCCAAUUAUACUACGAGGUAGUUAGAAUAAGAAAGCAAAGGAGAAAUACUGAUCUAUAGACUAUUCCGGUACUUCCAUCUGAUAUUCUUACGACUAUAGACUUUAACUGAAUUAUUGAGUAUCAAUUUUUCACUAGCACGUUUGGCACAAGAAUUUCCGAUAACUGCUUUUAAAAUUUACUACGUUUGCUUUGAAUACUCUUGAUAAGCUUUACAUAUCUUUCAACACUUUUGCUAUUUCAUCAGUUUGAUAAGUUCGUCAAAUAAGUAGGAUCACAAUUUCUAGCAAUGUCCAGAAAACAACAGCAGGAGAUUGAAAAACAGCUCAUUGAAAUCGUCAACAGUAGCAAGAACGAAAACAAGUGCGGAGAGUGCGGCUCGAGCUACCCAACAUGGGCAUCGUAUAACUUGGGAAUCUUUCUAUGUGGAAGAUGUGCUUCGGUCCACAAGAAAAUCUUGGGACCUCCCAACAAUAACAUAUCCAAGGUGAAGUCCCUUACAUUAGACAAAUGGAACCACGAACAGCUUGACCAUUUACGUCGUGUGGGCAAUAAAAAGGCGAAAAAGAGGUGGAACCCAAAGAGAGUACCAUUUCCUUAUGAUGGAGCUGACGAUGUUGCAGCCGUAGAACAGUACAUAAGAGACAAGUACGUCAUUGGAAAGUUCAGGGAUGACAAUAUCGAGGCAGCUGACUACGAAGAAGGCAGAGGCAGUAGGUACUCAGAUGAGAGUGACUCUGCUUCACGUGUUAGCAUUAGAAACGGAAGAUCCAGAGCCAAUUCAAGAGCCACCUCGAAUUUAACUCCAGGAGGAGGAAGACUGAGAUCUGGCUCUAAGAACUUUGAGAUUCCUCGUUUGUCUCAUAGAAAGUUGACUACUUUCGAAAAUACCCAGUAUUCGCAACAAUUGCACAAGAUUUUGAACUAUGGUUAUACCAACCGUGACUCAGUAUUGGAGAGUUUGUUGUUGAGUGGAGGAGAAAUCGAAUUGGCUCUUGAUAUCUUGGAUCAGGACUCUAAAUUAAACCCCAACCAGGACGAAAUUCCACCAGAGCUUCCCAGAAGAAGACCUGGAGCACCCCCUACAACUUCUUUGAUAGACACAGCUCCAACUACAUCCGCCUCUACUCAACAGGUCCAACCACUGGAAGAAUGGUGGUCUACAAAUUCAGGAGCUGCACAGUCUCAAGUUACGGGUAUUGCACAACCUCAGAUCUACCAAUAUACUGAUCCUAUAACAGGACAGGUUUCAUAUGUCGAUGCCAAUGGUCAACAGUAUCUUGAUCCUACCAAUCCACAGCACCAGCAGCAGUUGUUACAACAGUCAAACCCGCAGUUGAUAGCACAACAGACCAACAAGCAGAAUAUCUUGUCGUUGUACAACCAACCCAAUCUGUUCACUACUCCAGUUGCUGUACCAGUUUCCCAACAACAUGCGCAACAGGCCCAAACGCAACAAGUCCAACCAACACAACAAGCCCAAGUUCAAGCUCAGCAACAAUAUAUACAACAGCCACAACAGAUUCAGUUUGCUCCACAGUUUACUGGAUUCGGACAGCCUCAACAACAGUCUUAUAAUCCAUACAAUCAGACUCAGCAGCAAAACCAGUUCAACUGGAGAUAA
Molecule: messenger RNA, 1652 nt
Organism: Scheffersomyces stipitis CBS 6054
Lineage: Eukaryota; Fungi; Ascomycota; Pichiomycetes; Serinales; Debaryomycetaceae
Gene: GTS1
Exons: 2
Coding region: 318-1652 (444 amino acids)
Biological process (GO): endocytosis; intra-Golgi vesicle-mediated transport; endoplasmic reticulum to Golgi vesicle-mediated transport
Cellular component (GO): Golgi apparatus
Molecular function (GO): GTPase activator activity
Source: RefSeq, a predicted model, not a curated record